Molecule: messenger RNA, 1002 nt
Organism: Raphanus sativus (radish)
Lineage: Eukaryota; Viridiplantae; Streptophyta; Magnoliopsida; Brassicales; Brassicaceae
Product: WAT1-related protein At5g45370-like
Exons: 7
Coding region: 1-969 (322 amino acids)
Cellular component (GO): plasma membrane
Molecular function (GO): transmembrane transporter activity
Source: RefSeq, a predicted model, not a curated record
AUGCAGAAUGGUGAAGUUGAAUUCAGUAUGGCAAUGUCUGACAGAGGAAUCCAAAAGAAAACUAUGAAGGCUGUCUGUAAGUUUCCAGGAGUCACUAUGAUAGACGUGAGGGAACAUGAUAAAAUAAAGGUGGCGGGAGAAUUUGAUAGCCAUGAAAUGAGGAAAAAACUGAGGAAGAUAUACAGAUAUGCUGAGAUUCUCCGGCCUGAAUCAGAGCCAACUGAUAGCCCGGUUCAAGGACUGGUUACGCCGGAAACUGAUGGUUGUACUGAUGGUUGUACAAGUUCUCUAAGGAGUUUUAAAGGAGGAGGGACCCACCAAAUAGAGAGAAAAGAGGAAGAAACAAAGCAAAAAGGCGCAGUAACACCAAGUGAACGUGAGCUUCACGGUUGGUUAGUUUCUAGUUUCCUCGGUCUUGGUCUUGAUCUAUGGCACAUUGGAGUUAUAUGCUUGAUUGGAAACUGCAUGUGUAUGGCUGCUUUUAUCACCGUCCAAGCACCGGUUUUGAAGAAGUAUCCUGCUUACCUUUCGGUUGCUGCGUUUUCAUACUUAUUCGGUACGUUAUUAAUGAUCACAACGGCUUUCGUGUUUGUUAGAGAGCCUAAAGAUUGGAGAUUGACGCAAUCAGAGAUUCUUGCAGUUAUAUUUGCGGGAGUGUUUGCAUCAGCUCUGAACUAUGGACUGUUGACAUGGUCUAAUAAAAUUAUUGGAGCUGCUUUGGUUUCUCUAUACAACCCUCUUCAGCCUGCAACAUCUGCCUUUUUAUCCACAAUUUUCCUCGGCAGUCCAAUCUAUCUUGGAAGCGUUGUGGGUGGAGUGCUCAUCAUUUCAGGGCUAUAUAUGGUUACGUGGGCAUCUUACAGAGAACAACACACAACAGUUUCAGGAAACGUGAUUGCUUCUUCUAGUGAUGUAAGAGUUUCGGAACCUUUCAUUUACAGAGAUGGGACUGGUGAAAAAAUUGCGUAAAAAGACAUCCAUUUUACCAUCAGACAAGAAGUA